Alnus glutinosa is the source of this 975-nucleotide messenger RNA. RefSeq names its product protein CHAPERONE-LIKE PROTEIN OF POR1, chloroplastic. The coding region runs from base 94 to 852 and encodes 252 amino acids. The record is from RefSeq and is a predicted model, not a curated record. Gene Ontology annotation, cellular component: chloroplast membrane. NCBI's taxonomy places the organism in Eukaryota, Viridiplantae, Streptophyta, Magnoliopsida, Fagales, Betulaceae. The transcript has 5 exons.
AAAUCCCCCCAAUCUCUAUUUCCUCUUGACCUCUCGGGCCAUCCAUGGCGUCCUCAAAUUAGGGUUUCUCUCAGCACAGUUGAUCCACCGAACAUGGCUUCCCUCUUGCUCUCCGACGCUACUUCUUUCUCCACUCCCUUAUUUCCUGGAAAACCUUUCUUCUGUGGAAAUGCGAAGAACCGGAAAAUGUGUGGCGUUACUUUUAGAAGCCUUAAAUGUGCUCUGGAUACGCCGUAUGGAGGUAAUGUCCAAAAAUUUCCUCGAUUAAGAGUGUGGGAUCCUUAUAAACGCCUUGGUGUUAGCCACGAUGCCUCUGAGGAAGAAAUUUGGGGAUCACGCAAUUUUCUAUUGCAACAAUAUACUGGCCAUGAGAAAAGUGAGGAAUCAAUAGAAGCUGCAUUUGAGAAAAUACUGAUGGCUAGCUUCCAACAUAGGAAGAAAACAAAAAUUAAUUUGAAAAGCAAGUUGAAGAAGAAAGUGGAAGAAUCUCCACCUUGGGUUAAGAACUUGCUCGAUUUUGUGGAACUUCCCCCAACUGAUGUUAUUUUUAGAAGAUUGUUCCUCUUUGCGUUUAUGGGUGGCUGGAGUAUCAUGAAUUCUGCUGAAGGUGGACCUGCUUUUCAGGUUGCAGUUUCUAUGGCAGCUUGCAUAUAUUUCCUCAAUGAGAAAACAAAGAGCUUGGCCAGGGCCUCCAUUAUCGGACUUGGUGCUCUUGUGAGUGGCUGGAUAUGUGGUUCUCUCCUGGUCCCCAAUAUUCCAGCAAUGCUAUUACAACCAACUUGGACGCUAGAACUCCUAACAUCACUAGUUGUAUAUUUCUUCUUCUUUCUUGCUUGUACUUUUCUCAAGUAAAAUUCCAUCUACGCUAUCAUCACCAUUCACUAUUAUAUGUUUUCUGAAAGUUUAGGGCAACAACAUUGCAACAUUUUUAUAUUGAUUGAAUCAUGAGUAAUCUACUUUUUUUCCAGCCUCUAA